This is a messenger RNA of Solanum stenotomum, 552 nucleotides long. Its product is annotated as agamous-like MADS-box protein AGL29. Gene Ontology annotation, molecular function: DNA-binding transcription factor activity, RNA polymerase II-specific; protein dimerization activity; RNA polymerase II cis-regulatory region sequence-specific DNA binding. Gene Ontology annotation, biological process: positive regulation of transcription by RNA polymerase II. The transcript is spliced from 2 exons. NCBI's taxonomy places the organism in Eukaryota, Viridiplantae, Streptophyta, Magnoliopsida, Solanales, Solanaceae. The record is from RefSeq and is a predicted model, not a curated record. The coding region runs from base 1 to 552 and encodes 183 amino acids.
AUGCAUGGAAGUUUAAUCAUGGCAAGGUCUGGCCGCAAAAAAAUUCGUAUUGAGAAGAUACAAGAUAAAAAGAAAAAGAGUGUGACAUUCUCUAAAAGGCGUACUGGCCUUUUUAAGAAAGAAACUGAGCUCUCCGCACUUUGUAAUAGUCCAAGUGCUAUGGUAAUUUUUUCCCCUAAUGACAACAAAUCUACCGUAUACUCAAUUGGAUAUCCAUGUGUCAAUUCAAUUAUGGAUAAGUUUAUGAAGGUGAAUCCUCCAACAAACAUUGAUGACACUAACUCCCUCACUAUACAUCAUAAAAAUGCUAUUAGAAAGGUGGGUUUGGAGCUAAUCGAGGUUAAUAGAAAGCUUGAAGAGGAGGAGAAACGCAAGAAAAGGCUUGACGCCACAGGACAUUCAUAUGAAAAUUUGAAUUCUAUGCAGUAUCAACAAUUGAUCGAAACUAUUGAAAUCAAAUUCCUGGAAACGGAAUGCAUAGCUAUCCAACUAAAGGAGUGUAACAUGCCAUUUCCCUACAGUACAUUUGGAGAUGCCUUGGCUCCUAAAUAA